UCAUAUAAUAUCCCCACUUCAUUGAAGUUCGGUUUACGUUCUGCUGCAGCAUAAUUUUCCACAAUUCUCCCGAUACACGAAAGAAACGAACAGUAAUUAACAUUAUCAUCAUUGCAUCAGUACCACGGACGUUGUCACAAUAAUCACCUCAAAGGAUAGACCGCUGAAUAAUGAAUAUCGACACUAAGGUAUUGAACUUCUGGAGAAUAAUGGAAAGAGUGAUGACUCGAUAGAGACGUCUAAACCAUUCUAAGAUGUGUAAAACGAGUGAAAAAGGAGUGAGAAAUUGACACUCAUACACAACAACUCUCAUUUGUAACAGUGAUUAUUACAGUAAAAAAGUCAUCAUGGAUUUUGGAGAAUUACUAACUGUGGCGCAGAAGAACAGUGCAAAUAAACAGAGGAGUUCGUACUCAUAUCCAGCUAAAUUUACACCCCCGAAGAAAGAAUCUAAACAAUCGAAAGCAUUGUCUGAUAAUAUCAAGAGAUUUUUGGCGAAAAAGGAAGAGGAGGAACGACAGAAGGCAUUGGAGGAGAAGAGGAAAAAAGAGAAUUUAUUGGCACUACGGGACCACAAAGCCCAAAGUAGAAUAAAUAAGCAUUUGAAAGUAUGUAAAGCGGCCAAUAAAUCAGUGAUCGCUGAUGCCGUAAAUCAUGAAAAUACUGCUGUCACGAUGGCGGGUCCUUCUCAGCCAGAUGAGGAUGACUACGGCUACGUGUCUCAAGAAGCUUCCGCCUUUUACAACAAACUAAUGUCCAAGUAUAGCAAUCUGCCUUCAGAGAAGCCUCUAUUCAGUGAGAGUGGUAAAAAACCAGUGAAAGACAUUGCCUCGACGAAAGAUCGUGUGAAACAGGCCCUGAAACAGCAGGAGCUCGAAGAGGGUAUGCCCCACCGCCGGAAAAGAAAAUCCUCAGGUGCUCCAGACAAAGAUGAUCCACGUGAGAAGGACUAUUCCACCGACAGAGAUCGUGAUCGAGAUCGAUCAGACCGUGUCUCCGAAAAAGAGGACAAACCAAAACCGAAGAAGCGAGCAUCAAUGCCCCCUCCCAUGGACUUUGUGGCACUCCUAAAAUUAGCUGAGAAAAAACAACACGAACCUCUACCCAUCGAAAUCAAACCGAAGCCCAAACUGGAAGAGCCUGAACGCCUCAUGACAAAGCGACAGAUGAAGGAGUAUCAGAAAGAAAGAGAAUGGAAAGAGAAAAAGGAGAGGGCUAAAAACGGAGAAAUACCGAAAGCCCCCACUGCCUCAAUCACCUCAACUUCCUCAACGGACAAAUCAAAUGAUAAAUUCAAUGAUAAGCCCAAACCUGUGCCAAACAGAAUUCCAAAACUUACCAAUGGGAAAAAUUCUUCUUCGAUACUCGAGAGAACUCUCACGAAAUCGAUAAACCCAGUGUCGAAAAAAGUUCCAGAUCGAUUGACUGAGAAACCAUCACCCUCACCUUCGAAAUCAUCGGAGAAAGAUGCGAUUCUGGAGGAGAGGCGGAAAUUGGAAGCUGAAAAACGUGAGAUUGAAAUGAUGAGGAAGAAAUUGGAGGAGGAGAGGAGACUCAUGGGUCUGGGCAAGGGAAAAUCGAAUGAGGAGAGUAGAAACAAAUUAGUGAAAGUUAAUGGAAAAAUGGAGAAGGGAUCGGGAAGUUCAAAGGAUGUUAGACCUAGGCAGGUUCCACCUAGUAGUGUGAAACCUAGGCAGUUUCCACCUAGUGAUGUGAGGUCUAGACAGUUUCCUCCUGGUGAUGUUAAACCUAGACAGUUUCCACCCUCUGAUGUUAGACCGAGACAGUUCCCACCUGGUGAUGUGAGAGGGGCUAGACCCAAUAAUAGACCGAUGAAAAAUGGCAGGCCUAUUAAUAAACGUCGCAUUUUCGAUGAUGAUGAGGAUGAAUAUGACUCGGAGCUCGAUGAUUUUAUUGAUGAUGGACCACAGGAAGGGGCUGAGGAUUAUAGCAAAUAUAUUAGUGAAAUAUUCGGAUAUGAUAAGAGCAGGUACAGCGCUUUAGAUGAUGAUGAUGAUAAUAUGGAGAGCAAUUAUGCACAGCAGUUGAAAGAGGAGUUCGUCUCAACAAAGAUUGGAAUUAUGGAAGAUCUGGAAGAUAUGAAGCAAGAGGCUCUUGAAAAAAAACGUAAAUUACUGCAGAAGAAGAAAGUGAAAAAGUAAUAGUGAAAAUGAAUAUAUAAAUAAAGAGCUUGAUCUAAACGUGAAAUGAUGUUUUCGUCGCCAAAAAAAAAAAUGGGAAAUAUUUUGAUAUUUGGAGGAUUAUCAAUUUUUAUCAUGUGAACAAGAGAUCUAUUUGAUAAAUUAUGUAUGUGAAUAAUUAAUAUUCGAUCAAAUGAUAACUCAAUGCUACUCUUCACAAUUGAAUACGUGUACAUGCAUUUACUGUUCAUACAUCAUUUGUACAAGCACUUGUUUUCCAUUUGAUUUUAAUCACUCAUAUCUUCUCCAGCAAGUCUCAAAAUCAUUAAUUAAUUUAAAACGUAAACUGCCAAGUUCUAUUCCGUGAAUUUAUAAAAAUACAGGUACAAUUAUUGUAUCAAUAAAUGAUAAAGAAUUUUUGUUAUUGUAAACA
Molecule: messenger RNA, 2574 nt
Organism: Fopius arisanus
Lineage: Eukaryota; Metazoa; Arthropoda; Insecta; Hymenoptera; Braconidae
Product: protein SPT2 homolog
Exons: 5
Coding region: 348-2162 (604 amino acids)
Biological process (GO): transcription by RNA polymerase I; nucleosome assembly
Cellular component (GO): nucleolus
Molecular function (GO): histone binding; DNA binding
Source: RefSeq, a predicted model, not a curated record